GGAGAAAGGUAAAUAUAUGGAAAUAUUUUGCUUGGAACCCACGACUUUUUAUUCGGGACCCACGAUUUUUUACCCACGACCCACGCCUUUUUACCCACGACCCACGUCUUUUUACCCACGACCCACGCCUUUUUACCCACGACCCACGCCUUUUUACCCACGACCCACGCCUUUUUACCCACGACCUUUUUACCCACGACCCACGACAUUCUACCCACGACCCACGACAUUCUACCCACGACCCACGACUGUUAGCUAGUCCCGUAUUUUUACACAUGGCUUUCGUGUUUUUUUUUGGGACUGAAUUUAUUUUUAACUUCGCUUAUUUCUUUAUCAGAAAUUUCUUUUUCCACUUAUUUCUUUACAUAAUUUCGCAUAUUUUUUUACAGAAAAGCGAUAAUCAUUUCACAUGUGAGAUAUCAUAAAUAAUGUAUCAGUUUUAUCAGUGCUCGAAAUCUCUUUCAAAAACUCAUUAAUAAUUCAUGAAGCAAUUAUCCAAUCUUGAGUAAGAAAUUAGUCACGUGCAUACGUCUUUAUACCAGCUAAAGAACACUUUAACAAAAGACCAUUGUUAUGCAAACUAUAUAAAGGUUUUUAUAUAAAGAAUUUUAUAUAAAGAUUUUUGUAUAAAGAUUUUUAUAUAAAGAUUUGACUUAUUAUGCAUACGUUUUUGAAGUCAUUUAAAAAACUCGCGGGUCGUGUUUUAUUAGGUCUAAAGCCACUCGCGCUGCGCGCUCGUGGCUUUAAACCUAAUAAAACACUCCUGCUCGUUUUUUAAAUAGUACAUAAAGCACUAUACUUUAUAUAAUAAAACGCGAUAAUCACCUAAGCGAUAUUCGAAAUGGCGGCCGAAGCCAUUUUGUCAAUUAAAUGACGAAGAAAUGUGUAUUUUAAUUUUUUUCCAAAAAAUCACCUAUGAAAUUAGUUAAAACAAUUAUUCACCUCAGGCUCGGUGAUUAUCGUGAAUAAAAACCUCGUGAAUAAAAACCUCACCGAUAAUUACUUCGCCUUCGGCGAAUUGCUUGCCAAUCAUAUACUGGAUCUUCGCAAACUUAUUGUCGGCUUUCAAUGCUACGAACUCGUGAGAUCGCUCAUGAUACGCCAACGUUUUACCAAAAUCAUGGGUUCCCUCCAGUUUCUUCCAACAAGAAUGUUGACCGGGGGGGGGGGUUGUGUCAUAGCUGUGCCAUAGCUGUGCCCUGUGAUCGGAUUUAGAGAAGCGCCCUCAUAGUAAUCCUUUGACUGGUCCCGGUUGAGCUGCAUCCUUUGUAAUUCAGACUGACAGACUCAUACCUCUCAUGGGCACUGAAGUAAGGAUGAAUAGCACUCCAGUUAUAAUUAUAGCCAAAGUAUACACGCAGGCAUAAAGAUGAAGACAGUAUCAGAAAGGUCUGUUAAAUCAGGUUAUUUGUUAUUCCGUUUUAGAUUUUUCAAUGGGAGGUUUUUUCAGUUCUAUGUACGAGAAAAUGACUGGUCGAAAAGGCUAUACACAUAUACGAAGCGGCGCAAACCCGAUUCCCGAACCAGUUUCUUCUAAUCCUCCUACAGCUAUCAACCCGCCAAUGCUUAGCCAAGCUACCAAUGCACCAUUUUCUUUGAUAUCAUAUACAAUUGGCCAAUCUAGUGUCUGUAUUCAAUUCCCCUUCAACCCUUGGAAAAUUCUCGGUCUAAACUCAGGUUCGUCUUCGCACAAUGAUGUUAAACUGGCCUUCAAAAAAAUGAUCGCAGGCGCACCGGUCCAAAAUCAAGCAUUAAUUUCCCUUGCCAAUCAUAUUUUAACCUCGACAGCACCAAGAUACCAGGGACAGCAAGGCACUGACCUGUAUAUCAUCAGAAAUCCUGACCAUUUCACUGUGGCAGCUUACGGUGACACAGAAGAGCUUCGCAACAUGAUAAAAAAAAACGCAUCCUUGAUCGAAUCCACAGACGAACACGGUCGCACAUUGCUAUACCUAGCUUGUAAAUCAGGCUUUACUGACAUAGUGAAAAUGCUGCUAAAAAAUGACGCAGAUAACAAUAAGAUCCAAAAAGAUGGUAGCACACCCCUUCACGCUGCAGCAUACUUUGGUCACCCUCAAGUUGUUGAGUUAUUGUUUGAGUAUGUCGCGCGAACUGACAUAAAAAACUCAUGGGGUAAAACUGCUUUGGAAGAAAGUGCGACAACAGAAAUAAGGAACAUGAUUGAAAAUCAACACUCAAGCCCUAUCUACAGCCUGGCAGGUAUAAUGAAGGAAAGAAAACUCGUCUUUAAAGUGCGAAAAUGCCGAAACAAAGCAAACAAGCAAGUGUUCGCGAUAGAGUUCAUCCGACAUCUAAAUGCUUACGACGCAGAAACACGUGUAAAAUUACCAGAAUUGAUGCAGUCUUGGAAGCUGACCUGGCACGGCACUCGGUACAAAAAUCUGGAAUCAAUCAUGGAACACGGUCUUCUUCCAGCUGGAAAGAAAGGUAUCAAACCACCCCCUGGUCAUUACGCUUUAGGUAAAGAGUAUCAGGGAGUUCAGAAUUGGGCUGCGGCAAUAUUUGUUUCUCCUAGUAUCUGGUACGCUGCCGACAGUGUUUAUGCAGAGAAAGUGGAAUCACACGGUGACGAAUGGUGUGUUCUGAUUAAAGCUUUCUGCAAACCAGGCAGUUACGAGCGGUACGAUCCGACCAUUUUCAGGUAUUUUAAAUUUUUAAUUACAUGCUAUGAUAUUUUUGCCUGUGUUUUGGUGUUAUAUACUCAGGUGAAUAUAAUGUUUUUGAUGUUACUCUGAGUGCAUAUCCACACCGGGCAGGCUGAGAAGUUAGCCUGAACACGGUGGGAAUCGAACCCACGACCUUUGAAAUACACAUGCAAAAAUUUCAUAUCAUAGGAUACAUUGGUAUCGAAGGUACUAGACUUAGUUCCGAAAUGCCACACACUCGAACAGACUUGGCCUCUUAACUCAGUUGGCAGAGCAUUGGACUAGUAUCCCAAAGGUCGUGGGUUCGAUUCCCACCGUGGUCAGGCUAAUUUUUCAGCUUGCCCGGUGUGGAUGCACACUCAGAGUAACAUCAAAACAUUAUUAUUCAGCUAUUCAUUCGGUCUAACGCCAGAGGGCCAUGUAGGACCAUCAGGUUUAACCAUAAUUCUUUAUUUAUCUUUUUUACUGAUUUACGACUAGAUAUUUUCAAGUUCAGAGUUUAAAUAUUUUACUAAAAAUAGCAAAGAACCCAAAAUGGAACCUUAUGGAACUUCAUAUUUUAUCUUUUCAGAAGACAAUAUCUAUACCCAGUAAUCGGAGUAUCCAUGCAAACACUAUUGCAGUGCUGGCCCUCAAUUUUUCAGAUAUAUUUUACUAGAGCGGUUUAUAAAGUAGAAAGCAUUUUGAAAACUGACAUUGCACUAGCCCAACACCACGGAUCUCUUGGCUGAUGUCAUUAUUGGGUAUAUGAUAAACUCUCACUUGCUAAAUUUUAAUUUUUAAGUUACGCAAAGAUGGAAAAUGAACCGGUAUACCCUGAAUACCGAGUGGAGAAAACAGUGAUUUUACGUGUGGAAUCUGAGCGUAAUGUUGUCGUCCAUUCAGUGGUGUUUAUUCGCACGAAAAAGUUACAAGACCCGAGUAUAAGUUACGAUAAAAUGACUAAUUUACUUUGUAAAGCGCCUAAAUCACUUGUGAGAACUUUAUCGCGCCGACACAAAAAUUCGAGCACAAAAUGUUAA
This is a messenger RNA of Paramuricea clavata, 3688 nucleotides long. The record is from the annotation of a GenBank genome assembly. Lineage: Eukaryota; Metazoa; Cnidaria; Anthozoa; Malacalcyonacea; Plexauridae.